Molecule: messenger RNA, 1142 nt
Organism: Python bivittatus (Burmese python)
Lineage: Eukaryota; Metazoa; Chordata; Lepidosauria; Squamata; Pythonidae
Source: RefSeq, a predicted model, not a curated record
UGCAGACUACCUACUUUACAAAGUUACCGAUAGAUUUGGUUUCUUGCACCAAGAGGAGUUACCAGUCCAUGAUGCAGCAUCUGAGAAGCAAAAGCAGCUUGAAAUUGAAAGAACUACAAAAUGGCUGAAAAUGUUAAAAAGCUGGGAGAAAUACAAGAACACAGAUAAGUUUCACAGAAGAAUCUAUAAAGGAAUUCCACUACAGCUGAGAGGUGAGAUCUGGUCCUUGUUGCUCGAUGUCCCGAAAAUGAAAGAAGAAAUGAGAGAUUAUUAUAAUACUUUAAAAACUCGAGCAAGAGGGACCUCUCCAGAUAUCCGGCAAAUUGAUCUUGAUGUUAAUCGGACCUAUCGGGAUCAUAUAAUGUUCAGAGACAGAUAUGGAGUAAAGCAACAAUCUUUGUUCCAUGUCUUAGCUGCAUAUUCUGUUUAUAAUACGGAGGUUGGAUACUGUCAAGGGAUGAGCCACAUAACAGCAUUGCUCCUUAUGUACAUGAAUGAAGAAGAUGCUUUCUGGGCUCUGGUGAAACUGCUCUCGGGGCCCAAGCAUGCUAUGCAUGGUUUUUUUAUUCCUGGUUUUCCUAAGCUGUUGAGGUUUCAAGAACAUCAUGACAAAAUAAUGAAAAAAUUUUUGUCCAAGCUUAAGCAUCAUUUUGAUUCCCAGGAGGUCAACACCAGCUUUUAUACAAUGAAGUGGUUUUUCCAGUGUUUCCUUGACCGUACUCCCUUUAGGUUAACCCUCAGGAUCUGGGAUAUCUACAUACUUGAAGGAGAGCGAAUUCUUACUGCAAUGGCUUACACCAUUUUGAAACUGCACAGAAAACACCUGAUGAAAUUGCAGAUGGAAGAACUGGUCCAGUUUCUUCAAGAGACUCUUGCCAAAGAUUUCUUCUUUGAGGAUGAUUUUGUAAUAGAACAGCUCCAAAGCUCCAUGGCAGAACUGAAACGAGCAAAGAUGGACCUUCCAGUAGCGGAUGAAUACGGGAUUUUUCAUUUAUACGUUUGGAGAACUCACACCACCCGAUAUCGUGGACUUCCUGUUCGCUACUAUCCUCCAAGUGUCUCCUGGUAAAGAUGAUGAAUUUCCAAAGAAGUUGGGGAAAAUUCCACCUGACAUUCAACCUGCCAUGCUAAAUCUCACUCAU